Messenger RNA from Canariomyces notabilis, 900 nucleotides. Its product is annotated as alpha/beta-hydrolase. Lineage: Eukaryota; Fungi; Ascomycota; Sordariomycetes; Sordariales; Chaetomiaceae. The transcript has a single exon. The record is from RefSeq and is a predicted model, not a curated record. Bases 1 to 900 code for a protein of 299 amino acids.
AUGCAAGAACCAACCCAGCCCCUUACCCACGCAAUCGUCCACAACGAAGGCUGCGACCUGCACUACUGGCGCCAAGGCCAUGGCCGCGAGCUGAUCAUCUUCAUCCCCGGCGGCAACGGCCACGCCCGGCAGUUCUUCGCCAUGAUGGCCGCUCUCUGCAACAGCAACAGUGGUCGAUUCACCUGCGUGACGUUUGACCGCCGGCAGAUGUCUGCUAGCCAGGUGACCCCUCCCAACAAGAACAAAAAGUUCAGCCCUGGCCAACAAGCGCGCGACGUCCGCGCCGUCAUGCGCGCCGUGGGCGGCUUUGACAAGGCAAUCCUCUUUGGCAGCAGUUUAGGCGGGAUCAUAGCCUUCCAGUUUGCCCAUGACUUUCCGGAGAUGGUUGACCAUCUCGUUUCGCACGAGGCGGGCACGAUGAGCCUCCUUCCGGACUCUGCCGAGGUGUUCGACUGGUGUGUCCACCUUGUGGAGGUCUACCAGACGCAAGGGCUGGAGGCGGCGGCGGCCGAGUUUGGAGAGAAGUUGAUUGGCUAUGGGGAUGAGGGUAUUCCCAAGACUGUUCCUCCCGAGCCGGAGAAUCCAAGGAACUUUUGGGACAAUGAGUUUCCUGUGCUGAUGGGUUUUUGUCCGAAUCUGUGGAGGCUGAAGGAGAAUAGGGUGAGCGUCGGGACGAUGAGGGGAGUGCGGUGCAAAGAUGCCUUCUUUGCCCGUGCCGCCGAGGAGCAGGCGAGGAUCCUUGAGUGCCCGGUGUACUUGAUGCCGGGUCAUCAUGGAGGUUUUGAAGUCGAGACGGAGGCCUUUCUCGGGCCGUUCUUGGACAUGUUGAGCGAGUUGGAAGAGAGACGGGCGGCUGGUGGUGGUGGUUUUGUAAAGAGAGACAAGACUGGGAAGGUGUAG